UUUAAAAUUUGAGAAUCCUGAUGAUUAUAGAUUUGCUCUGUGUGAGGGUCCUUGGUUUAUUGGUGGACAUUAUCUCUCGAUGAGAAGAUGGUCACCUAAUUUCAAACCCUCUGAAGCUUCAAUUCACACAACAUUGGUGAAAAAAUUUCAGAGGAGAAUGUGCUUGGUGGCAAAGAUCGUCCUGUUAAUGAAGAGGAAAGUUUCGGUUCAUGGAUGUUGGUUGAAAAAAAGAAGAAUAAGGCUAGAGGAAAUGGUACUCGUAUUUCCAACCACAUGGUGCAGGAUAAUAAGAUAAAUUCUAGGUUCAAUUCUUUAGAUGCAUAGAAUUCUUCUGAUGGAGGGAAUGGCUAUGCUGAUCAGGGAUAGGUUAGUGUGAAUAACACCAGAAGCAAUAAUAUUUGGACAGUUGUAACUGGAAGAAAACAGAAUGGUGUUGCAAGUAGUGGUUUGCCUAAUCAUCGUGGUGAGGCUAACCAACCGGUGCAGGACAUAAAUAGGGGGGGUAUCCAACAGGUUUGCUUCACUUGCAUAUCAGAAUUUGGUUAAUCAUAAUAGUCAUGAGAGAACAUUUAAUACUCAAAAUGGUAACAAUCAUAGUGAUUAUAGUGACAUGCAUGGUGGGAAAGAUGAUAGGUUUGCACAUCAGUUACAUAUUAAAUAAGUGAAUGCUAAUAAUGAGGUAUUGCAAGCAUCUUCAGGUAGGAAUUCUAAUCGCAAGAAAAGUAGUUCUGCCAAUAAGGAUAGUGGAAGGGAAUUAAUGAUGGAAAAAUUAAUGACCCAAAGGCUAUAAGUAAAGGUAAAAACAUAAUGGAUGAAUCAACAAUUGAAAAUCAGAAAAAUGGAACUCAACCAUCCUCUACUCCAGAAGUUUUCACAAUCUUAUCCAAGGUCGUCAGUGGUGCAGAGGAGGGUAGAAGAUUUACUAGUGAGGAGAGCACAAGAGGAGCUUCAGGCUACGCAGAACCAUCUCACAGAAAUAGUGAUAGAAAAAAUUACAAGGGUGGACAUCAAACUCCAGAUGAUGGAGGACAUUGCUCAUUUGAGAAGCCAGCUGAACCAAGUGUUACCAGCAAUAGUGCAGACACAAGAUCAACCGGACUGGAGUAUAUUUUUGGACAGAGUCCAACAGACUGUGAUUCCAUUAAUAAUUUCACCUUCAAACUGGACACACUUGGAUCCGGAGGAGUUUCUAAAUCAGGGAAAGGAAGAACUAGAUUGCGUGUCAAAGAUGUGGCUAGAUGCAACAACUCUGGAGGUGGAAUUAGCUCCAAUGGUGGAUACCCCAGCUCUUGUAAGAAGCCCAAACGAUCUGUCGAAGUUCGAGAUGCUCUUUACUGCUCAUUUGGACCCGGAAAUGUUUUACCAACGGAAAUUCAAGACCAGGCUCACUCCAUUAUUGGAGCUGAACAAAGCAGCGGUGGCAAGGAGGAUGGGAUUCAUAGAGGUCCUUCCCGGUUCUUAUCAGUUCCUAAUGUCUUUAAAAAUUUGUCGAUGAAGAUUUUAGUAUGGAAUUAUAGGGGUGCUGCUAGACCCUCUUUUACUCGUGUCAUGAGGAAAUUGAUCAAGAGACAUAAGCCAAAUAUCGUGGCUUUGCUUGAGACAAGAGUGCUUGCUUCUCAUGCGGUAGGUAUUGUUAGGCACCUGGGUUAUGAAGAGUCCAUAUUGGUUGAUCCCGAGGGAUUCUCUGGGGGAAUAUGUCUGUUGUGGAAUCCGGAGGAGGUGGAUAUUCAAGCCACUAAACGGACAAGAUGGGCGCUCCAUGCUGUGGUCAGCGUGAAAUCCAAGAGUCCUUGGAUUUUGUCCACAAUUUAUAGAAGCACUAAUAAGUCCAAUAAAAGGACGGUGUGGAAUGAACUUCAAACUGUGUCUGAUAUCUCUAAUUCUGACUGGAUGGUGAUGGGAGAUUUGAAUGUCAUUGGUAGCUGUCAGGAAAAGAAAGGUGGAAGAAAUCCUUCUCAUAGCAAAAUUGCUGAACUAAGAGAAGUCAUGGACAGCUGUGGUCUUAUUGACUUGGGUUUUAAUGGGCCUAAAUACACUUGGAACAACAAGAGAGUGGGAGCUGCUAAUAUUAAGGAGCGAUUGGACAGAGCCGUUGCCAACUCAAAUUGGAUCAAUAGAUUCAGCAAGGCUCAGGAGGUGAAUGUUGAGGAGAUUAAGACUGCUGUUAAACAGUUAGGUUCCCUCAAGGCUCCCGGGCCUGAUGGUCUUCAAGGUAUUUUCUAUACUAAAUACUGGAAUUAUGUGGGCUCUAGUGUUAUUGCUCUUGUAAGAAAUUUCUUUCAGAAUGGCCAGUUGGAUGCUAGACCGAAUAAAACUUACAUUGCAUUGAUACCUAAGGUGAGUAAUCCUUCCACUGUUAAGGAGUACAGGACUAUUAGUUUGUGUAAUUUUAGUAUGAAAAUUAUCACUAAUAGAUUGAGACCUAUUCUAGGCAAAAUUGUCUCUCAUAACCAGCAUUCUUUUAUCCCAGGUAGAUCCCUUUUUGAGUCUGCCAUUAUUUGUAAUGAAAUAAUUCAUUCGUUCAAAUCUAAAAAAGGGGUGAAAGGUUGGAUGGCCCUCAAGAUUGACUUUGGUAAAGCCUAUGAUAGGAUUAGUUGGGAAUUUAUACACAAAAUCUUUCUCCUCACAGGUUUUAAUCAUAUGUUCAUUGAUUGGAUUAUGAAAUGUGUAACUUCUGUUUCCUUUCAAGUUCUUAUCAAUGGUUCUCCUAGAUCUAGGUUUACUCCUACUAAUGGUUUGAGACAAGGGGAACCUUUGUCCCCUUACCUUUUCAUCUUAUGUCUUGAAGCCUUAACUAGGUUGUUGAAUAAAGGCAUAAAAAAUAAAUCUCUUUCUGCUUUUGCUAUUGCAAGGGGUGCCUCCCAGAUUUCUCACUCUUUGUUUGCUGAUGACAGUAUCAUGUUUUUGAAGGCUUCUUACAAAAAUGCUGUGAAUCUUAGAGUGUUAUUAGACAAGUUCUGUGCUUGGUCUGGACAGCAAAUCAGUGAUGGUAAAUCCACCUUAUUGACCUCUUCAAAUUUGGGAAGGAUCUUCACUAGGGGUAUGGCUAAUGCUUUAAGGGUUCGAGUUUCCACGAAUCCUGGGAUGGAAGUCUAAAAACCUAAACAUGGGUGAGAUGCUUGAAAAAGUAGGACAUAUGGUGCAGGGAUGGAAGUCUAAAAACCUAAACAUGGCUGGGAUUGGAGGUAUCAGUAGGAAGGAAGGAGGAGAUUUUGUUGCUUGUUACAGUAAACAUAUUUUCAAGAACACAAAUAAUGUUGCAAAAGUUUGGGCCAUUAGAAAGGUCUUCGUCUGGCUGUGGAGUUUGGGAUUACUAAUCUGGAGGUGGAGAGUGACUCAGAUGACGCAAUCCAACUGUGCAAAGGAAGUUCUCAGCCGCAGUGGGAAAUUAAGAGGCUUGGUGGGGAAAUUAAGAGGCUUGGUGGGCCAAUUCAACCAGGUGAAGUUCAGUCAUCGUUGCGGAGAAGCAAAUAAUGUGGCUAACAAACUUGCUAAAGUUGGAGCUUUUAAGGAAAGUGAAGGCAUUUGGAUAGGAAAUUUGUAGUUAGGUUUUUAGUUUCUUUAUUUCAAAAUGAUGUAAUGGGGGUUACUACUCCUAGAAUUGUCAACUACAGCUCUAGCUAGUCUUUGUUAGAGGCCUGCUUAUCGAAAAAAAAGAAGAUAACAUGUUGAAAGAGAAAUAUUUACAAGAGGUAUACAUUGUGAUUAAAACUCUA
Molecule: messenger RNA, 3716 nt
Organism: Papaver somniferum (opium poppy)
Lineage: Eukaryota; Viridiplantae; Streptophyta; Magnoliopsida; Ranunculales; Papaveraceae
Exons: 5
Coding region: 808-3096 (762 amino acids)
Molecular function (GO): catalytic activity
Source: RefSeq, a predicted model, not a curated record